Molecule: messenger RNA, 1371 nt
Organism: Pararge aegeria (speckled wood butterfly)
Lineage: Eukaryota; Metazoa; Arthropoda; Insecta; Lepidoptera; Nymphalidae
Product: putative carbonic anhydrase 3
Exons: 8
Coding region: 13-987 (324 amino acids)
Molecular function (GO): carbonate dehydratase activity; zinc ion binding
Source: RefSeq, a predicted model, not a curated record
AAUAUUAAAAAAAUGUGGGUGAUUCCAGUGUUUCUAUUUGCUGCUAUGACCGGUUUUACAAACGGAGAGGAGUGGUCUUAUGACUUUGAAACAAAAUGGCCGGGCGCGUGCACAGAUGGCUACAAGCAGUCGCCCAUCAACAUCAUGUCUCGCAGCGCCAUCAUAGACAAAUUUCAGACGCACAUCCAGGGCCCCCUCGUGUUCCGGGGAUACGGCAGCGUCAACGCCUCUGCAGUCAAUAACGGACACACGUUAAAAUGGACAAUAGUAGAAGACGAUGUUCCCCCGGUGGUGUCCGGCGGGCCACUGCGGGGUAACUACAGUUUCGUACAGUUUCACCUGCACUGGCUGUCCGAACACGCAAUCGACGGCAUGAAGUACCCGAUGGAAAUCCACAUGGUGCAUGUAAAGACCGGGCUCACGGUGGAAGAAGCUGUAGAGCGUCCGGACGGCCUGUCGGUUAUCGCAAUGCUGGCCGAGGUGUAUAGUGCCUCUGAAGACAAUGAGUACGCACUGGGGGAGUUGGAGCCAGUUAUACCAGAGCUCCUGGAAAGGCAUGAAGGAUCUGUUCCUGCCUCCGUAAUUGAUCUAACGCGGAUGUUUAGUUCAAAUAUGCAGUCCUUCUACACAUAUCAUGGCUCGCUCACCACUCCGAACUGUCAGGAGGUUGUCACCUGGAUCGUCAUGGACAAACCGAUUAGAAUUUCGGAUACACAGUUCAAACUCUUCAGCAAAGUCGACGUCGGUGGUAUAAACAACUAUAGAAGUCUGCAGUCAGCCAACAACCGUGUUGUACACAGAAGCAGGGAGUCCAGUGCAACAAUCCACUUACCCUCCGCGUUCAGCGUUAUCGCCGCACUUUUAAACCUAUCCUCAUCCGUAAGUGGAGUCAUGAGUAAAGGAGCGUGCACUCUCGUAAACAUCAAGAAGAGAUUCUUCGGAAGCGGAGUUAAGGAUUGCUCAGUAGCAAAAGCGUUAGCAAACUAAUCUUCUUGUAUUUCUUCGUGUAAUUAUGACAACUCCUCUGGCACUAUGGCCUUAUGAUAUGGAAGUCUUGGGUCGUGUUGAAUACCACUUUUUACAGAUGCUAACCUUCAAUGUCGACUACAUGCAAUAAAUAGCGGAAAGUAUUUUAAUGGAGAUGACUGGUUGGCACCGAUGGUAAUUAAAGUCGUUGCUGGUUGGUCUUAAGUUCGGAAAUCAGAUUUAGCUAUAGGGUUCCAGCACAGUUAGCAUGGGUAGGAGCAGCAUCUGCAUAUCCUGUGCAUAGAGGGUAUGCACAGGGUAUGCCGAUGAUAUACGCGUAAUCCCCAGUACGAGAGUGGCGUGCACAGGUAUGCGCAAGUCAUGCGGAUGAUAUAAAAUGUAGAA